CAAACCAUUUGAAUGUUUCGUAAACUGAACAGGGGUUCAACUGUCAUAUUUUUCUUAAGGUACACAGAUCAUUUGUAGCACAUCCGAGUAGGGAGUAGAUGACACCUUUAUCAAAGCACCAUUCAUCCCCUUUUAUCUUUGAAGCAGCUGCAUGUGGAUGUAAAGAGUAAAAUGCCCAUCUAUUAUCCAUUGCUAAGGAUCAAUGAGUUACUUUCCUUGAGAUAGCUUACAUCCUCUUCAUCUGCUUUCCUUUUCUCCUCCUACUUUAUAUUAUAAUACCUUUUUACUUCACUAGGCAUAUUUAAAUCUCAAACAACAGCUCCUGGGUUUGUUCUCUGCCGGAAAGAUGAACUACAACAACAAUUAUAACACAGAAUUUGAGUUGUCAGAAAUUGUUAAGGAUCCGUAUACAUAUCAAAAGAAUGAUAAUGAUGAUAAACAUAAUGAUGACAGCCUAAGAAUACCUCACACAGAUCCAGCAAAUCCGUUCGCCUUUACAUCAGAGCAACUAGUAGCUGUUGUCGAACAAAAACGAUUGGAUUUUAUCCAUCAGAUGGGAGGCCUACAUGGGCUGGCCAAAGGUCUUCAUUCCAAUAUCAAGAAAGGUAUUGCAUGGAGUGAAAACAGCCUAAGUUACAUACGAAUGUACGAUCUUCAGCAACAUGAAUCAAAAGAAAGAACAUUGAAGGAAGAAUAUUAUGACAGCCAUUUGCCUCUUUCUCUACAUGAUUCAGAAACUUUCGUUCAGCGAAGAAAGGUGUUUGGAUCCAACAUUCUACCUAUAAUAGAAGAAGUUACUUUACUUCAACUGAUGUGGCAAGCAUUUCAGGAUAAGAUUCUUAUACUCUUAACAGUAUCCGCGUUGAUCUCUUUGACCGUAGGAAUAUACGAGGACUCGACAAGGAUUGAGUACGAUUCAGCAGGAAAUCGAAUACCAGGCGUGCGAUGGGUAGAAGGCGUAGCCAUUAUCUUGGCCGUCAUUUUGGUGGUUUCUGUGGGAAGUGUUAAUGAUUAUCAAAAAGAAAAACAAUUUCGAAGCUUGAAUUCAAAGAAAGAUGACAGACAAGUUUCGGCUAUACGCUCAGGCAAGAACAUCUUUUUAUCAGUAUAUGAUGUUCAAGUCGGCGACAUUCUUAAACUCGAACCAGGUGAAAUUAUAUGUGCUGAUGGAAUUUUCAUAGAGGGCCACAACGUGAAAUGCGAUGAGUCAGCAUCGACUGGAGAAUCGGAAGCCGUGCGGAAAGCAUCAUGGCAAGAAUGUUACCAAGAAAUGAGUAAAAGGACAACAACAAUAACAUCGAUUGAAGAUGAAGAAGAAGCCAGAGUAGAUCCGUUUCUCAUAUCAGGCUCUAAAGUGCUGGAGGGUGUGUGCACUUAUCUUGUAACAGCAGUUGGACCCAAUUCAUGGCACGGACGCACAAUGAUGACUUUACGCACAAAGAAUGACAGUACACCACUUCAAAAAAAGUUGGACGUUUUAGCCACAAGCAUUGCUAAAUGUGGGUUGACUGCAGCAGCCAUCUUACUCUCUGUAUUAACCAUACGCUCCAUUGUAAGUUAUGCGACAGGUCAACUGACGACAGUUCCUACCGAAAUCGUAUCCCAUAUAAUGCAAAUUUUGAUCACGACAAUUACCGUCAUCGUCGUUGCUGUGCCUGAAGGUUUGCCUCUGGCUGUAACUUUAGCUCUAGCUUACGCAACAAAAAGAAUGUUAAAGGACAACAAUCUUGUUCGCAUCCUCGCCGCUUGUGAAACUAUGGGCAACGCGACAACCAUAUGCUCAGAUAAGACAGGCACAUUGACUCAGAACAAGAUGGCUGUUGUUGCGGGUACGAUUGGGUCUUCUUUGCGCUUUCUGAAAGAUCCACCCUUAUCACGAUUUGACCUUAUUGACGCUCAAUAUCUGAGAGAAAGGAUGCCUGUGCCUAUCAGAAAUUUUUUGAAUCAAGCCAUCGUUGUAAAUUCAACUGCCUCCUUAAAUACCAAUGCCAUGGGCGAUGUAUCUUUGGUUGGCAAUAAGACAGAAACAGCACUGCUCCAAUUUGCAGACGAUUAUUUGGGUUGCGAGCCUUUCGAAUGGCUGAGGUCAUCUUGGCAUGUUGAAGCUGUGUUUCCUUUUAACUCUGCACAAAAAGCAAUGGCAACUGUUUUGCGCAUCCCACAUGAGAACGGGCGAUUCUUUUAUCGUGUGCAUCUGAAAGGCGCUUCUGAAGUCCUUCUGAAUCACUGCAGUCACAUUGUAUCCCUACACGAUCCUCUCUACGACAGUUGCGACUACUAUAAUAAUGUAGAUGAUUACAAUGUACAGACACGUGUAAUGACAGGCGCUAAUAGGGAGCGAUUAAACCAGAUCAUACAAAGUUAUGCUACACGCUGCUUGAGAACAAUCACUUUGUGCUACCAAGAUUUUCAGGAGUGGCCAUCUUCUGCAGCAUUGCACCAAAUAAUGGAACUGGAUCAACUCACUUUUCUGUGCAUCGUAGGAAUUGAAGAUGCGCUGCGGCCAGGUGUUACAAAUGCUGUUGCUGCGUGUCAAAACGCAGGUGUGGUGGUAAGAAUGGUGACAGGUGACAAUAUGCUGACAGCGAAAAGUAUCGCACGACAAUGUGGUAUAUAUACACAGGGGGCUAUAGCUAUGGACGGACCAACCUUCCGUAAAUUAAAACCAUCGGAAAGAGACAGAAUACUACCUCGGUUACGAGUGUUAGCAAGAUCAAGUCCUGAAGAUAAGCGGCUAUUGGUAAACGCAUUGCAGGGUAAUGGAGAUAUUGUUGCCGUGACAGGAGAUGGUACAAACGAUGGGCCUGCGCUCAAAGCUGCAGAUGUGGGGUUCAGCAUGGGCCUCUCAGGGACAGAAGUUGCAAAGGAAGCGUCCAGCAUUAUUUUGAUGGAUGAUAAUUUCUCAAGCAUAGUGCAUGCGAUUUCGUGGGGCAGGUGUGUAAAUGAUUCUGUGAAGAAAUUCCUUCAGUUUCAGUUGACGAUCAAUAUCACGGCUGUUCUUCUUACUGUCAUAUCUGCCAUUGUAAGCGAAAAGCAAACCUCCAUUCUGUCAGCCGUGCAACUUCUCUGGGUCAAUUUGAUUAUGGAUACUUUUGCAGCAUUAGCAUUAGCAACCGACGCACCUUCGUUAGACUUGUUGAAUAGGCUACCGGAACAAAGAACAGCUCCGCUCAUUGAUAUAUGCAUGUGGAAAAUGAUUGUUUUUGAGUCCUUUUAUCAAUUGGGUGUCAUUUUAACUCUUUUAUAUACUGAUGUAUUACAUCUUGCCAAUAACACAGCAAAAUCACAAACAGUUAUUUUUACAACCUUUGUUUUCUGCCAAAUUUUCAAUGAAGUCAACUGUAGGAGGAUAGACAAUAAAUUGAAUAUUUUUAAGGGAGUGAAGCACAACAAGUUCUUUAUUCUCAUUUUUAGCUUGAGUGUCACAGGUCAAAUCUUAAUCGUGCAAUAUGGUGGUGCCGCAUUUCAAACUGUACCUUUAAACGCUAGUAUGUGGGCUUUCUGUUUGAUGAUUGGACUAUUGUCCAUCCCUAUCGGAGCACUAACAAGAUUAAUACCAGACAGUUUCUUUGUUUCAGUUUUCAUGAGGCCUUUAAAAAAAUAUACGAACCAACCAUAAUAAAAAUUCCAAGACGAUACCAGGAGAGCUUUGACCAUAAAAAGAGUUUCUAUAAAAAAGCAAUGAAAAUGAUGGAGGAGAUGAAGAAUGUUAUUGCACUAUUUGAUUGCAAUCAACCGUUUUUUCUCUGAUUUUAGACAAUUUUCUACGUCAC
Mycotypha africana is the source of this 3773-nucleotide messenger RNA. Its product is annotated as PMCA-type calcium-translocating P-type ATPase. Bases 347 to 3619 code for a protein of 1090 amino acids. NCBI's taxonomy places the organism in Eukaryota, Fungi, Mucoromycota, Mucoromycetes, Mucorales, Mycotyphaceae. Gene Ontology annotation, cellular component: membrane; intracellular membrane-bounded organelle. The transcript has 5 exons. Gene Ontology annotation, biological process: calcium ion transmembrane transport; intracellular calcium ion homeostasis. Gene Ontology annotation, molecular function: ATP hydrolysis activity; ATP binding; P-type calcium transporter activity. The record is from RefSeq and is a predicted model, not a curated record.